This is a messenger RNA of Haliotis rufescens (red abalone), 1108 nucleotides long. RefSeq lists its product as uncharacterized. The transcript is spliced from 3 exons. The record is from RefSeq and is a predicted model, not a curated record. The coding region runs from base 1 to 909 and encodes 302 amino acids. NCBI's taxonomy places the organism in Eukaryota, Metazoa, Mollusca, Gastropoda, Lepetellida, Haliotidae.
AUGAACCGGUUUCGGGUUGUGGAAUAUGGACUCGUCCGCCGUUUAGGGUACCAGGGUCUGUAUGACAGACUGGGCUUGUCCCCUACUCAACGGCUUGAAUUAAAUACUUCCAUAAAUAGAGAGCUUCGCGAACGAGCUAUCGCUGUGAAGAGCUUGGAGCUUACUGACCUAAGGGAAGUAACUCUUAUUCCCAACCACAACUUCCUGUCGUCUGCGUUCGAUGGAACUUACACACCCCUGCCUAACAUGUUCCAGUUUGUUAAUGAAAAUCAGAACAACUUCAAUUUGUCAUCUGGAGACGGUGAAAUUACAAAUGGGUUGUCAGUUUCGGAUGCAGAGGGGAAUCAAACAGACAAUAAUUCAACAAGAAAGCGAAAGGUAGAUGAAGAAGGAUUUGUCCAUCCGACAACACCAGACAUCCCCAAAUCGUCCAUACGCUAUGGGCUCCCCUCAAAGCCUUUUGGAUUUGAAAAGCUUAUAAACCAUGAUCAGGAUAUACUUGCAGAAGAUGCAGUUCGACAGAAUCCCGAUUUUGAUGAAACCAAUGAAGAAAGUAAUAAUACGAGACGCGAAGAAAGUGAACCGGUGAUUUCAUCCAAGGACGCAAAAGUAACAGAAAACGCUUGUGUGGAGAUAUACUCGGAUUCAGAUUCUGAGAGAAUGGGUGACAAAUCGACAAAGCAUGAUAAAGUUUCAAAACUUAUAAUAGAGUUGUCUGCAGAAGUUCGAAUGGCUACAAUGCAAUUUGCCGAAACGUUUGAGGACAGCGAAAACUAUGAGACAUUUUGUGUAUCUCAGCUUGAUCAACUAAUUUCAGAGGCAGUCAGUUUGGAGGAAACACUGAAAAAUCAGAAAGAAGCUCUUCGUCAAAGACUUGGUUUCAUAUCGAGAACACUACAAGAAAUAUAGUUGUUUUGUACAGGCUUUGUCAAUUUUCGAAACUGUAAAAAAACUGUUCAAUCUUUAGAUCAGUUUGUGUAAGAUGAUUAUAUUUCAUUAUUCGCGUGUAAGCUACUAAUCACUAACAGUGACAAAGUUUCUUUCGCGAUCUUGUUUUAAAGUUUGACAUGAUAUUGUUCUAUUUAAAUUAAAGCUAACUUGUGCCUAA